AUGGACGAAGCCGUCGGGGACAUCGACCUCGACGAUAACCUGCUAGUCCCCAGGAAACAGUUACGUCGCAUUGCGUGCGUUCGGUGCAGGAGGCGAAAGAAGCGAUGUGACCAUGCCUUGCCCGUAUGUGGCGAGUGCCGCAAGGCAGGUCUGCUCGAAUGCAUCCAGUCCGGCGUGGUGCGACAGGGCUCCUCUGUUACCAUCCCCUUGGCCUACCUCCGCCAUCUUGAGGAAGGCCUUUCACAAUCGCCGCCUGGCUCUGCGUUCUAUCAAAACCAACGUGAUGGUGUUGAUGCCACGGAUAGCACCAAGCAUGACACCAGCGGCGGCAGUAGCACGGGAGGUUUGCCUCGAGACCUGUCGCCAGUUGAGCUAGGACCCCAAACAGCUUAUCCCUCGCCAGCGAAUGAUGCUGCCUUUAGUCACACCGGAUAUCGUGCCACUUCGACUGUCCACGCCUCCGAUUGUGUUGGAGAACCAGCCCCUGGGACUUCCUGCCUUGCGCAAAAACAGUACGCAGAGUCAGCAACGGCGGCAGCUGGAUCGAGAAUCGUGUUAGAUGGGGAAAUAGCCAAGGCGCUGCCCUUGGCCUGGGCUGAACAUUAUGCUAGUAUCUAUUUCCAGCACAUGCAGCCACAAUGGCCAUUCAUGGACCAAGUAUCGUGGUAUUCCAGCUUCGCGGCGUGGUUGGACGAUCCAAACAGCCUGACCAGACCAAGCCGUUUUCUCGUUCGGCUCGUCGUAUCCAUCGGUGCACUCGUCUGCAGCUCUUUCCGACCCAAUUGCCCACAUCUACAGAACAGUCAGAGCACCUACCGCAGCGCCCUUCAGUACGACCUCGGUGACCUCAUGCGAAGCAAGUCCAUGUUGCCAAGGACCCAGGGAGCCCUGCUGCUCCUGGUCUACGCAUUCCAUGGAUCCUCCCCACAACCUAUCGAGCAGUGCCUGAGGUUUGCCAUGAUGAACUGCGUCAGCCUGAUGACGGAACUUGAGGAGCAGCCAGAGCAUCAGAGACGGGAAGUUGAUGCACAAAAUAGCCGAAACAUUUACCAAAGCGUCGUCAUGAGCUGCCAUAUUCUGAAUGAAGUCGUGUCAUCAGGGUGGACCUAUCCGCAAGAUCUUAUGGGCGAGAUUGGGGACGACAAGUCAAGGAUCAGGCAUGACAAUAGGAGACUACGGUAUCUGGACCUCGAUGAUCCUUUGCGAAGGAGAUGCCAUACGCGCUUCAAGGCUGAGCUGGAGGAAUGGAAGAGGCGUGUGCAGUCAAUCGACAGCCCUGAGUCCUGUAGCGACCCCAUCUACCAUGCUCCCAACUCCCUCUUCAAACUUUACGACUAUAGCCUGGCGAUCCUGAUGCAGGAUAAGCCUUUUAUGACAGUGGUAGAGAAUAUAAAUGAGUUGGUUUCCCAAGAAUAUGACCCGAUUGUCUACUGGACUUGGGCGUCGAAACCUAACUCGGAGCAGCUGAUGUACCAAUUCAGGCUGGGCAUUCUCGUGCUCUAUUGUUAUUGGAUCACCCCCAAUGCCGCUACAGAAGAAGCUGGUUUCCCCCUGCAAGAGGCGAUCGAUGGCGUGCAGAAUUGCCGAAAGACGUUGUUAAAGUUCUCUCUUCGUUGGGCCAAAUCCAUGAUAUUUCUCGACGCCUUUCAAAUCUUGACAGAGACCGUCUGUGAUGGUCCUACGUUCGGCAUCACUAGUGAUGAUCCUAGCUUUAUGGGCUUCUCAUCCGAUCUCCCUUCUAGCCGACGAUGCCAUACCACUCACGGUGACCGCUUAGCAAGUCUUGAAGAAUGUAUUUUGGAGAUGAAGCUACAGAAUGUUCACUCAGCUGUGGUAUCUUUGAUACAGGAAAUGAUUAUCGGGAUGCAAGCAAGGGAGACGGACACUACCCAGUUGCCACUUGCCCCAGCCUUGUAUCAUGGGGGCCUUGAUCUUUUCAACUUUUAG
This is a messenger RNA of Clonostachys rhizophaga, 1947 nucleotides long. NCBI's taxonomy places the organism in Eukaryota, Fungi, Ascomycota, Sordariomycetes, Hypocreales, Bionectriaceae. The record is from the annotation of a GenBank genome assembly.